UCUGGCUGGUGGCGGCGUGGUUUUGCGCAGGCGCCGUGCCGGUCGUCUGGCUGGUGGUGGCUGCGGUGGCGCGGGUUUACAAUCUCUUGUCACUGGGACGGGGUUGAAGGAGGCGGAGUCCGUGCGGCGGACCAGAUGCUGGUUUGAAGUUCCCUAUUGGCUGUUCGCUGUACUGUGACAGAUGCUGACUUGCUAAGCUUGCAUGUAUUAAUGCUGGCAUCACAGAAGAAAUUUGGAAGAAAGAUUAAUCUACAAAUUAGUAGCAAGGACCAGAUCAUCUGCAAGGGCAAAAUUCCAAGAGAAGAUGUGAGGCAAGUCACUUGCAUAGCUGUUGAAGAGGAUUGAAGAUAAAACCGAGCUUUGAGGAUGUACGUUAGCAAUGACAAAUGAUAAAAGCUCUGAACGAGCACCAACAGCAAUCUGGUAAUUAAGUUGGGUGCGACAACUCAAGUCAAAAUGUUAUCCUCAUCAAGUAAGAUUUCAACUUUUGAAACUAGACACCCUCUGGAAACAGAUGUUCAAGAAACUGGGAUCGAUCCAUUGCAAAGUGAGCUUGUGAAAGAUGACAGUGGUGAGAAUAAUGAAAACCAGGAUAUAAAAAUACUUUCAGAAUUGGACAGUGGAAAAUACAGCUCUUACAGCAAAGAAUGGGAAGAACUAUUUGGACACAGUAAUUAUUUUGCAAGAAUAAGACUGAAGGGGAUUAAUGGUCAGCUGAGAAGCAGCAGGUUCCGCAGUGUUUGUUGGAAGCUGUUCCUGGAUGUUCUGCCUGAGGAUAAAAAGCAGUGGCUUAAUAAGAUAAUGGAAUUAAGAUCCCACUAUGAACAGAUAAAAGAAAUUCAUAUCACAAAUCCUCGGAAGGCAGCUGGACAGCAAGAUCUGGUUGUGAACAACCCACUUUCACAGGAUGAGGGGAGUCUUUGGAACAAAUUUUUUCAGGAUAAAGAACUUCGAGCAAUGAUUCAACAAGAUGUAACUAGAACAUUUCCUGAAAUGCAGUAUUUCCAACAGGAAUGUGUGAGGCAGAUCUUGACAGAUAUCCUGUUUUGUUAUGCGAGAGAAAAUGAGCAGCUGCUUUACAAGCAGGGCAUGCAUGAACUGCUAGCUCCUCUUGUCUUUAUUCUGCACUGUGAUCAUCAAGCCUUCUCACAUGCAAGUGAAACAGCAAAUCCAAGUGAGGAAAUGAAAGCACUCCUCAACCCUGAGUUCUUGGAACAUGAUGCUUAUGCAAUGUUCUCUCAACUCAUGGAUACUGCAGAACCAUGGUUUUCAAGUUUUGAAAGAGAAGUAAGAAAGGGAAAAGAAGAGAUGGUUACAGCUGUACCAUUUGCAAGACCUCAGGACAUGGGACCAUCACUUGCUAUAGUUUCCAAAGUAAAUCGCAUUCAAGACCAGUUGUUAAAGAAAUAUGACACAGAGCUGUACAUGCAUCUUAAUCGACUGGAAAUAGCACCUCAGAUUUAUGGAAUUCGUUGGGUCAGACUUUUGUUUGGACGAGAAUUUCCUCUUCAGGAUCUCUUGGUGAUCUGGGAUACUUUGUUUGCUGACAGUGUUACUCUGGAUUUAGUUGACUAUAUUUUUGUUGCAAUGCUGCUAUACAUAAGAGAUAUUUUAAUUGCGAGUAACUAUCAAACCUGCCUUCGAUUGCUUCUCCAUUAUCCAUCUGUAGAUGAUGUACACUCCUUAAUUCAGAAAGCACUCUUCUUACGGGAUCCAAAGAACAAUCCAAGACCUAUGAAUUACCAGUUCCAACAGAAUCUAGAUUAUUACAGGACACGUGGUGCAGAAAUUGUGAAUAAGACACGCAGCACUGGAGCAAAGGUUGCUCCCCUCAACAUCAAUAAAGUUUCCAGUAGCCUAAUGAACCUUGGACGGAAACUAAUAAAUCCAGCUAUUUUAGUUGGUGGCACCAGUGGUUUCCCAGUUGGAACGAACUGCAGCAGCAAUCCUCCAACCCAUCCAUCCUCCCACAAAGCUUUGGCAGAACACACCCAACAACAUCAACAGCAACGAAUGAUGAAGUCUGAAAGCAUGCCUGUGCAGCUUAGCAAAGGACAGGUAGUUACAGGAGAUGAUGCUAAGGCUUGUAUCCAUGUCGAGACAAUUACUGAGCUCCCAGGUCAUGGUGCCACUCAUGUUAGUUCCUCGCCGAGUACUGAAAGUUUGCCUACUGCAAAAGAUAACACAGCUUCACCUCCCUUUUCCACUGCAAAAAAGGAUUCAUUCUUUAAUACAAUCUCUCGUUCACGGUCGCACAGCAAAUCGAUGGGUGGACGAAAAGACGUGGAUGAUGAAUUGGAGGCACAGGUCUCAUUUCUUCAAGGACAACUGAAUGAUCUUGAGGCAAUGUGCAAGUUUUGUGCUAAGAUGAUGAAUGUGCAUAUAUGCAAAAUACAAGAAGUGAUUCUAAAGGAAAACCUUCAAAAGGAAGAUGAAGUCCUGGUAUCAUUGGCUGGACUCAAGCAGAUUAAAGAUAUCCUGAAAGGAUCACUGCGGUUUAACCAGAGCCAGCUAGAAGCAGAGGAAAAUGAAGAGAUUACAAUAGCAGAUAACCAUUACUGUUCCAAUAAUCGAGGAGAAGGUGCAGAAGGUGAGAGCAAAAAGCUGCUGAAUACUGACAGGGAGAUGCAAGUCACCAUGAAAACAGAAGAGGCUACAUCGCUGACUUCCUUGAAUUCGGAAGGUAGAAAUUCAGAUGACUAUAUCUUGGUUUCUAAAGAUGAUGAUGACUUGGUGCAUGAGCAUCCCUCAGAAAAAUUGGAAUCAACAGGAAUGGCAAAGAAGCUUCAAACUUCACAGAAACCUAACACCACUGAAGCAAUUAGAAAACAAUCACAGCAAUCCCCAGUUUUUUCUGACCCUCUGACUGGUGGAGUUCUGGAGUCACCAUCCAGCAACUCAGGAUCCAGUCCAGAUGAUGACAGUAGCAACAGCAAGGAUUCUGAUUUCACCAUUGUCAGCCCACUGGACAUCUGAAUUUAAUUUUUCCCAGCAUUGGCCUCUGUGUUAUUAGAAAACCUAUUUCCUGCUCGCUAAUGAAAUUCUGUAUGGAUUGCUUGGCAAAUGCGACACUCCUCUAAAUCUGAAAAUUAUAUCAACUUUGACGAGGCUCCUUAUGAAUGGCCUUGUGAUUUAAUAAUGUAUAUUGGAUUAUAGUUAAAUGAUGGACAUUGGUUAAAUCAUAUGAAUUUACAUUUAGUGACCAUCUCACAUCCACACCAGCUAAAUCUAAACUGGCCACAUAUUCUCAGCAGAUUCCAGGAGUACACAACUUGACACCAGUUCCACAUGAUCCAAGGUCGUGGAGUGCACUUUGAUCUGGUUCCAGCUACCAUUCAGUAGCCCAGCUACCUGUGGCCCCCAAUGUUUGGACAUUUUGGCUCUGGAGCCAUUUCCCUUUCUACUACGCUUCUCAGGAAAACCGCAAAAUUCAGGAACUAUUCAAAAAUGAAUAGGGUCAAGCAUAUGCACUGUAGCCGCAGAGUGAGAUCUUUGCGUAAAGUCUCUAUGUUGGGUCUCUCCUACUACCAGUCAAACAAAGGAACUUGGCAAUCCUUCCAACCAUUGCCAUCUGCCCAAUAACACAAACUUGUCCAUUUCCUUUAUCACCUCAGGACAGCUCAGAUCACAUGGCUUGAGAUUUUAACUAUCACAGCUUUUAAUAGGGCAUUUAUUGAAGAUGAAUUUCAUGAAGUGGGAGGGGGGCUCUUCUGGGUCAUUGAUUACUCAAUUGAGACAGUAUCUCAUCUGAGGAUUGAAUCCAAAAGCAGGUAUAUCAUCAUCCUCCUUUGGCCCUCCAUCACUAAUAAGUCUGUCUGCUUAAUCAUUUUAGAACAGCAACUUCAGAAUAAUUUUACUGAAUUGGUAUCUGCUUGUAAGUUAAAUGUUGUGAUAAUUGUGAAUAACAAUAUUGAUAUAGGGACUUGACUGGGAGACAGAGAUCAAAAUCAUUAUUUUUCAUUUUGAGAGCUCCCCUGAGACUUCCUUAGGGACUAUUUGUUUUCAGAGACUCCUUAGAACUAGAAAAGGGCUGACCUCACUGUCUCCGAAAGAAAGGUCACCUCUGUCUUUACAUGUUUGAGGCUACCAACAACAUUUCAGGGGCAGAUUUGACUGCCAUUCUCAUUUACUUUGAGCACUGCUUGGAGGAUAUGUCUGCAUGAGUGCACUGGAUCUUCUAUUUUACACAGUAGGCAAUGGAGAGCUCUGCAUCAUUCCCGUAGUUGAGGCCUGAUGUGAUUGAAUUGUAAUCAGGCUGACAAUUCUCCACUGUAGGGAAUCCUAUGCAGGUACACCCUCUCUACUUCUCCCAGCUCCCCCAGCCCAUCAUGUCCAUUUCAGCUGUCUCAGAUAAACUCUCUAUAAGUUUAAAGGAUAAAAUUGGUGUGAGUAUUUUGAAUUACAAAGAUAUUUAGGCAAAAGGAAGCUAUUCAUUAAACUGGUAUCUCCCAUUCCUUUCCAGUUUCUGAAGUUUCUAACACCAACCUGUUGUGGAAGUGAUGUGAUCACUGACAUGUAUUACUGGAGUACAGGAAUCUUUUAUUCACUCUAAUUAUCUCUUAGUAAUGGAAAUGCAAUAAAUACUUUGUAUCUGGUAAUGAUUAACCAAAUGAGCUUGGAAUAAUGCUAUUUUAUUCAUCUCAAUUUGAUUUGGUGUUCUUUCGUGGCUUUGUUGCCUUUAUGCUAAUUGCUGUUUGAUUAUAUCAGCAAUAUUGCACUGAAAUGUGUUUACAUUCUGCUUCCAAUUUCAUGUUAUGGAAAUAGUGUCUUUUUAUUCAACUGCUCUAUCUCAUGUAUGUGCCCAUACCGAGGAGCAUUUUGCAAAACUAGGCACUGAGAAUUUCAUGAAAUAUAAGUCACUAUUGCUGAGUAAUUAGUUAAAAAUUUAGUUGCCUGAAUAUUUUAUACUAUUUCUACUAUAAAAACCUGCUAUCAAAUAAUUGCAGUAACAUGUCAACUCAUUUAACAAUGUGUACAGUACAUACAAUUGCUGGAAUGUUUAAUUUUGUAUAUCGUACAUGUAUAAUGUCUGGUGUAUAACUGAGAAAAAUCACUGGAAGGUAUAAUAUCAAUAUUUGUUGGAGUGAUUUAAACUUUCAACAUAAUAUCUCGAAUGUUAAGUGAACCGCCCACAGAAUUCUUAGAAUGUACACUGAAUGCCAUAACCAAAUUGUGUUUCUUAAGGUAUUGGCCUGUUAUAUCGAAAGUAAUAUUGUUAAAAUUGACAGUAUAAAGACUCUGUUUUAUUUUACAGAA
Molecule: messenger RNA, 5256 nt
Organism: Chiloscyllium plagiosum (whitespotted bambooshark)
Lineage: Eukaryota; Metazoa; Chordata; Chondrichthyes; Orectolobiformes; Hemiscylliidae
Source: RefSeq, a predicted model, not a curated record